This is a messenger RNA of Uranotaenia lowii, 577 nucleotides long. Its product is annotated as general odorant-binding protein 66-like. Gene Ontology annotation, molecular function: odorant binding. Lineage: Eukaryota; Metazoa; Arthropoda; Insecta; Diptera; Culicidae. The coding region runs from base 44 to 577 and encodes 177 amino acids. The record is from RefSeq and is a predicted model, not a curated record. The transcript has 5 exons.
CCCACCCAAUUUGAGUUGAUUUAACAAAAAUUUCUGGUUCAAUAUGUUUGAAAAUUUUAAAUUUUACUCUUUGCUUGUUAAUGCCUUUCUUCUGGAUUAUAUUGCAACAGAGGAAAUUCAACAAUGUAAAAAUGUGCCGAAAAUUCUCGAAUCUUAUGCGAUCUGCUGUGAGCCUCCUCAGUUUCACGAAGAAAACAUCAUCCAAGAUUGCAUAAAUCAGUUCAACAGCUCGAAAUUCACUGUGGAAGAGAAAUUUUGUAAAAUUUCGGACUGCUUUUUCAAGAACAGCAAUUUUCUUAAGCCCGACGGAUCACUGGAUAAAAGCAACAUGAACAACUAUUUCGAAACUCAUAUAAGCAACAGCACCGAAUGGAUUGACGUCUUCAAAACGUCAGCUAUUGAACCUUGCGUCCAACUGAUUGACGAAAACUAUCCCGAAAUGCAAAACUUCCUCGAGUCAAACGAGGUGAGAAUUUUGCCCUCCUCAUCGCAGUGUGCCACGAAGCCUACCUUGGUGUCGUUCUGUAUGGAACUAAAAUUGAUGGCGGUGUGUAUUGUUAAGCGCCUACUAAUGUAG